Messenger RNA from Lactuca saligna, 456 nucleotides. NCBI's taxonomy places the organism in Eukaryota, Viridiplantae, Streptophyta, Magnoliopsida, Asterales, Asteraceae. The record is from the annotation of a GenBank genome assembly.
AUGGAUACAACAGAUAACUUGGAUACCAUUGAUGUGGAACUAGAUGAGUUUUUCAAAAAGAAACAACGAAGUCGAUGCAAAGAUGAGUUCCUAGACACUCUCACUAAAGAAGCGCUUGAUGAAUACACCGUACCUGAGAUAAACCUGAAUUCAUAUGUUUAUGCAAGUGGUCCGAAUGCUUAUGAAGUGAUAUAUUGCUUCCCUUUAUAUGGAGUGAACCUAGAGGGGAUAUAUUGUACAUGUAGACUUUGGGAGUUGUCUGGGAUACCUUGUGUCCAUUCCCAAACAUAUGUUGAGGAUGUGCCUUUUGAGAGUCAAUAUGUACCAGAAUCUCAGCCAAUCCCAAGUGGAGUUGAUGGAGUUUAUGAAACACGAGAGGAGGAGGAUGAUGAUGAAGAUGAAGUUGAUGAAACACAAGAGGAUGAUGAUGAGGAAGAUAGAGUUGAUGAUACUUAA